CGAGAAUUUUCAGUGAACCGAAAAUUUGACAUAUGGAGCGAAAAGUCUCCCAGAUUUUCCAAGUCCAAGACAACUACUCAUGGAUUGCAGUACACUGUUGGACCAUCAAGUCGGAGGUGGUGUUUGUGGAUGCUGUGGGGCCCUGAGACCCCGUUAUAAGAGGCUGGUGGAUAACAUCUUUCCUGAAGACCCUGAGGACGGUUUGGUGAAAGCUAACAUGGAGAAGCUUACGUUUUAUGCCUUGUCUGCUCCGGAGAAACUAGACCGUAUCGGUGCCUACCUGUCAGAGAGACUAUCCAGAGACGUUGCCCGGUAUAGAUAUGGGUAUGUUUGUAUUGCUAUGGAGGCUUUGGACCAGCUACUGAUGGCCUGUCACUGUCAGACUAUAAACCUUUUUGUGGAGAGUUUCCUUACUAUGGUGCGCAAGCUGCUGGAGGCAGACAAACCCAAUUUACAGAUCCUGGGCACUAACUCAUUUGUGAAGUUUGCGAACAUAGAGGAGGACACACCAUCAUACCAUCGUAGCUACGAUUUCUUUGUCUCACGCUUCAGUGAGAUGUGCCAUUCCAGUUACGAGGAUCCAGAUAUUCGCACAAAGAUUCGUAUGGCAGGGAUCAGGGGUCUUCAGGGGGUGGUGAGGAAAACUGUCAAUGAUGAACUGCAGGCAAAUAUUUGGGACCCUCAACACAUGGACAAAAUCGUGCCGUCUCUCUUGUUCAACCUCCAACAGGAAGAAGGCGUAGAGAGGUCUCCUUCCCCAGAGGCAGAGAAGGAGAGUCCAGUGGAGCUGACAGAGAGAUGCUUUCGAGAGCUGCUAGGACGAGCGGCCUAUGGCAACAUCAAGAAUGCUGUGAAACCCGUGCUCAUGCACCUCGAUAACCAUUCACUUUGGGAGAGCAAAACAUUUGCAGUCCGUUGUUUCAAAAUCAUCAUGUACUCCAUUCAGUCCCAACAUUCACAUCUGGUGAUUCAGCAGCUAUUGGGCCACUUGGAUGCCAACAGUAAGAAUUCAUCCCGAGUGCGUGCUGGGAUAGUGGAGGUGAUCUCAGAGGCAGCUGUCAUAGAGGCCAGUGGAUCCAUAGGGCCCACAGUACUGGAAGUGUUUAAUACUCUACUGAAGCAGCUCAGACUCAGUGUGGACUACGAGCUUACAGGAUCCUACGACUCUUUUGCAAACAUGGGCUCCAAGGUCAUUAAAGUACAUGAGGAGAGACAACUCCAAGAAGCCGUCAUCAAAACUGUCGGCUCAUUUGCAAACACACUGCCCCCCUACCAGCGCUCAGAAGUCAUGUUGUUCAUCAUCGGUAAAAUUCCUGUGCCAGGCAUGUAUCCGGCUCUGGGCUCGGCCAACACUGGGGUUGAGGGCAGUAGGAUGAUCCAGGUUAUGCUGCUAAAGUCUCUGCUGCAGGUAACAGCAGGAUUCCAGUCUACAAACAUUUUGACAGCACUUCCCACCUCAUUCCUGGACCCUCUCUUGUCCUUCACUCUGAUGGAAGAUGCAGAGAUCCGUCUACUCGUUCUUGACAUCCUCAUCAGCAUCAUUGAUCGCCAUGACAACCGGAACAAAUUCUCCCCUGUCAGAAUUAUCUCAGAUAUCUCAGUACUGAAGCUGAAAGUAGACAAGUGCUCAAGGCAGGAUAACCUGUUCAUGAAGAAACACAGCCAGAGGCUAUACCGCCACAUUUACCUAGCCUGCAAAGAGGAGAGCAGCGUCCAGCGGCAUUUUGAGUCUCUUUAUACGCUGCUGGGGUUGAUCUGUGUGGAGCUGGCCAAUGAGGAGGCGGUGGUGGACCUGAUCCGACUGGCUUUGGCAUUACAGGACCUGGCCUUGACUGAAGAGGCUCUUCCUGUAUAUACCCGCUGUGCCAUCCACGCUCUGUCAGCUGUGUACCUGAACCUCAUCUGUCAGCUGACCACUGUGCCUACAUUCUGCCAACAUGUCCAUGAGGUGAUUGAGUCAAGAAAGAAACUCGUCCCUUUCCUGCUGCCAGAGGAUGUUCUUGUUGAGAGCUCAAAGAUCCCAGAGAAGUUGGAGAAGGUGGAGGGAGAGGUGCUGUUUGUGCAGACUAAGAUAGCAGAGAUGCUGGGCGGCAGCGGAUACAACACAGAGAGACUGGCCACUUCAUACAUCCCACAGAUCACAGAUGAAGACCGACUGUCCAAGAGGAAGAGUAUUGGAGACACUGUCUCUCUGCAGUUAGAGAUGGAGUCUAGAAACAGUCCAGAGAAAGAGCAGAGAUCCACAGCAGAGCAGAUAACAGAGUGA
Molecule: messenger RNA, 2266 nt
Organism: Sinocyclocheilus anshuiensis
Lineage: Eukaryota; Metazoa; Chordata; Actinopteri; Cypriniformes; Cyprinidae
Product: protein EFR3 homolog B-like
Exons: 20
Coding region: 80-2266 (728 amino acids)
Biological process (GO): protein localization to plasma membrane
Cellular component (GO): plasma membrane
Source: RefSeq, a predicted model, not a curated record